Messenger RNA from Fonsecaea erecta, 1356 nucleotides. RefSeq lists its product as hypothetical. Bases 1 to 1356 code for a protein of 451 amino acids. The record is from RefSeq and is a predicted model, not a curated record. The transcript has a single exon. Lineage: Eukaryota; Fungi; Ascomycota; Eurotiomycetes; Chaetothyriales; Herpotrichiellaceae. Gene Ontology annotation, biological process: response to antibiotic.
AUGUCGAGCACAUCUGCACUGGUCCAAGUGAUGCGGCGUGCCGCAAAGAUACUGCCACCUAUCAACACGGCCGGUUUCGGCGAAUCAUUCGACUGGUUGGGCCAAUAUCAGGUGGUUCUGCUGGGCGAUGCCAGCCACGGCACGUCAGAGUUCUAUGCCGCUCGCGCAGAAAUCACAAAGCGGCUCAUCAAAGAACAUGGGUUCCAGUGUGUAGCGCUGGAGGCGGAUUGGCCCGACGCAGAGGCAAUGGAUCAUUACGUGCGACGGUGGCCUGGCCAACAUCCUGACCCGGUGAAAGAGGCCAGGAACAAGGAAAGUCCUUUUCAACGGUUCCCGACAUGGAUGUGGAGGAACCGCGAAAUGCAAGACUUGGUCCAUUGGAUGAGGGACCAUAACGAGGGUUUGCCCUCAGAGGAGAAGGCGGGCGUGUAUGGAUUGGAUCUGUACUCAAUGGGAUCGAGUAUGAGUUCGGUGAUUGAGUACUUGCAGAAUAUCGACCCCGAAAUGGCCAAGGAGGCAAGAGAACGAUAUGCUGGACUGCAGCGCUGGGUUAACAGAGAACACCAGUAUGGACGCAAAAUGCUCCAGAGCAAAUACGCAGAGCACCUCAAGUCCUGUGAGGAAGAUGUCAUCAAGCUGCUCCUAGAUCUGCUGCGCAAAAGAUUGGAGUACUCGGCCAAAAUCAACGACGGUGAGAGGUUCCACAGCGCCGAGCAGAAUGCGGUGCUGGUGGCGGAUGCGGAGGCGUACUAUCGCAAAAUGUACUAUAGUGAUGCCGCCAGCUGGAACCUGAGGGAUCUGCAUAUGUUCGGCGCGUUGAAGCGCCUGCUUGACUUCCGGAAAUGCAAGACGGUGGUAUGGGCUCAUAACAGCCACCUCGGGGACGCGCGAUACACCGACAUGGGCGCGCAGCGGGAAGAACUCAAUCUCGGUCAGCUCUGUCGCGAGAAUCUAUCCGACGUGGUCCUCGUAGGCUGCGGCACACACGAAGGCACAGUAGCUGCCGCACACGAGUGGGGUGGUGAUAUGCAGAUCAUGAACGUCAAUCCGUCGCUGGAGGACAGCUGGGAAUAUGUGGCCCACAGCACCAAGCUCUCGAGAUUUCUGCUCGACAUGCGCAAGAUACAUUGUGACGACAAUACGCGCAGAACCCUCUCGAUCAACCGGCUUGAACGAUUCAUCGGCGUCAUCUAUCGUCCAAAGACUGAGCUGUGGAGUCAUUACAGCCGAUCCAGGUUGUCCAAGCAGUUCGACGCGUAUAUGUUCUUCGAUAGGACGCACGCGGUCGGAGCGCUGGAAAAGACACAGCCCAAUACAGCUCUGCUUGAGGCGGAGACUUAUCCGUUUGGUGUGUGA